This is a messenger RNA of Xiphophorus hellerii (green swordtail), 2493 nucleotides long. RefSeq names its product peroxisomal biogenesis factor 7 (gene pex7). NCBI's taxonomy places the organism in Eukaryota, Metazoa, Chordata, Actinopteri, Cyprinodontiformes, Poeciliidae. The record is from RefSeq and is a predicted model, not a curated record. Gene Ontology annotation, biological process: protein import into peroxisome matrix. The coding region runs from base 174 to 1319 and encodes 381 amino acids. Gene Ontology annotation, cellular component: cytosol; peroxisomal matrix. Gene Ontology annotation, molecular function: protein binding. The transcript has 12 exons.
AGCUGAUCAAAACACGGAAGUGUUUUCAGCUGUGCAGCUUUUGGAGGAGUGAGUGGAGAAUGUGAGGAGCAGAGGAUCUGCUUACAUGUGGAAAACCUUCUUUUUGUUCAUUUUUAAACGGUUUUCAUCAAAGUUUAACGGUUAAAAGCGACGCUGGAGCGGAACCGUAUCUGAUGACGACGAUGAAGGUGUUUCGCUGUCCUGGUCGCCAUGGUUACGCUGUGGAGGCUUCGCCAUUCCUCCCUAACCGACUGGCCUGCGCGGCGUCCCAGUACUACGGAAUAACUGGUUCUGGAUCUCUGUUUGUUCUGGAUCAGACUGAAAUUGGGAUUGUUUUAGUGAGAAGCUGGCAGUGGGGUGACGGUCUCUUCGAUGUUGCGUGGAGUGAAGCUAACGAACACGUUUUGGUGGCUGGAGGUGGAGACGGCAGCCUGCAGCUUUGGGACUCAGCCAAUCAGAACGCUCCGCUGAAAGUGGCCAAGGAGCACACACAGGAGGUGUACUCUGUGGACUGGAGUCAGACCAGAGCAGAGAACCUGAUCGCCUCCGGAUCCUGGGACCGCUCCGUUAAAGUGUGGGACCAGAACCUCGGUCGCUCCCUGGCCACGCUCAGGGGUCACGAAGGGGUCGUCUACAGCUCCAUCUGGUCUCCUCACAUCCCAGGAUGCAUUGCUUCAGCCUCAGGCGACGGGACGCUCAGAGUCUGGGAUGUGAAGGCCGCUGCGUGCCGAUUGGCUGUUCCUGCUCACAAAGCAGAGAUCCUGAGCUGCGAUUGGUGCAAAUACGACCAGAAUCUGGUGGCUACAGGAUCAGUGGACUGCAGCGUGUGUGUGUGGGACCUGAGGAACGUCACACAGCCCGUCAGUCAGCUGCUGGGACACAGCUACGCCAUCCGCAGGGUCAAGAACCGUCCUGCUGCUACUUGCCUCAGAACCGACCGACCCAGAAACCUCUCAGGCCGAAGCUCCUCAAACGUUCUCCAUGUUUCUGAAGAAAUCAUCCAGGUUCUGCUCCGGGUCCGGUCAGAUCCAGUUCUCCCCGUUCAGUCGGACCGUUCUGGCCUCCUGCUCCUACGACUUCACCGUCCGGUUCUGGGACUUCGGCAGACGUCUGCCUCUCCUGGACACAGUGGAGCAUCAUUCAGAGUUUGUCUGUGGAUUGGACUUCAACCUCCACAUCCCCCACCAGGUGGUGGAUUGUUCCUGGGACGAGACGGUGAAGAUCUACUCACCUUCCUGCCUCACUGCAGCAUCAUAACACACACACACAGAGACACACACAUCCUAACACACACACAGAGAGAGACACACACACACUAACACACACACACAUCCUAGCACACACACACACACACACACAGAGACACACAUCCUAACACACACACCGCUGGGCAUCGUCAGGAUAGUGGGCGGUUCUUCCGGCUGGAUUUGAGCUCCAAUUGGCUGAUUGAACUCUGAGUUCAUCGUGAAAUAUAAUCAUAAAGUGUCUUAUGUAAAUGAUGUUUAUAAUGUAAUAAAUAUUUUCUUUAUCAUCCAGCCGUUUCAGCAGCAGAACCUCCAAACCGUUUGGUAACUAAACCCUAAAUCCAUUUAGGAUUCAGACAAACUGAAUAGUUUGUAUGUUUCUGUGCAAAUUGUGUGAUUGCAAGUGUCUCAGUGCUGCCCUCAGGGUUGCAUGGUGGUACUGCAGCUGAAUUUUCCUAUUGGUUCCAGCGUUCCAGCCCUGUGAUUGGCUAUAAAACCCCCUCACUCUGACGUGCCCCCUGGUGGCCAGUCAGGAGGUGGAACAACGAACACGGUGAGCGUUGAUCAACAGCGUUGCCGUGUGAUUUAUUAGCAACGUUGACUGGAGCUGUUUGCUGCUGAACUCACUAGAUUUGUUUCUAGUCACGUUUUUGAAAAGUUAACAGAUUUGUUGUGAAUCACUUUUACUGCUGUACAGUGAGACGGUGAAUUAAACGGACUACAUGGAGACAUUAUUAUUAUUAUUAUUAUUAUUAUUAUUAUUGCCAUCAGUUUUCAAUGUUUUUGUUAAGAAAUAAAAACAUCCUCCAUAUUUUAGAUUUCUUAUUUUAUCUUCCAGUUUGUCUCUGAUGUCUGAUGAAGAAACAUUUUCACAUUUAGUUGAAAUUAAAAAGUAUUUGAAGAGUAAAUGUGAGUGAACCCGGAGCGCUCAGGUUUGUAAUGGUUCCUGAUCUUUUCUGUUCCUGAGGCCUGAUGACCCGCCGGAUGUGGGCGGGGCUUCCCGCCUGCCGCCCUGAAAACUGAUUUUCUGAUGAAAUAAUUCAAUUAAAAAGAUUUCCCCGCCUGUUGGGAGCUCAGCUCAACCUGAACAGGAAUCAUUGUUAACAUUCAUCCCGAGAGAAAACAGAACUUCAGCUCUGAAUACAUUCAGUUUGUUUAAAAUGACGGCAGAUGAAUAAAUCCAGAAACGUUCAGGAACCAGAAGGAAAUCUGCUUUUAAAAAUGAAAAUAAACUAUAAAAAGCGACUUU